Messenger RNA from Cydia amplana, 1865 nucleotides. RefSeq names its product ankyrin-3-like. The transcript is spliced from 10 exons. Gene Ontology annotation, cellular component: nucleus; cytoplasm. Gene Ontology annotation, molecular function: protein binding. The record is from RefSeq and is a predicted model, not a curated record. Bases 233 to 1624 code for a protein of 463 amino acids. NCBI's taxonomy places the organism in Eukaryota, Metazoa, Arthropoda, Insecta, Lepidoptera, Tortricidae.
ACAGUUUUCCAAAACAGUACGACACAAACUAGCUAACUGAACACACGUUAGAGUCAGCUAGAAAAUUAAUUAUUAACAGUUAUUUUGUUAUAAAACACGAAUUUGAAGUCAAUUUAGAGGUUAUAUAAAAAGUUAGGCAUAGAGUUGCGCGCGCUUUUUUGUUUUUUAGGCGCGAAGGCGUGUAGUGACAACCUUUGUGAUUGGAAUUGCAAAUACGGCGGAUCAGCAAGAAAUGCCCUCCGAGGUGAGAACCGGGAAGUCUCUCCAGCGAGAGCUGGCGGACUCCAUCAUCCGCAUGGUGCCGCUUGAUGAGAUCAGGAUCCUGUUGGCUUGUGGAGCUAAGGUGAACGAGCCAGUGACGCAGGGGCUGCGUCCGCUGCACUACGCCAUCUGGCAGCGUUACCUCGAAGCUACCAGACUGCUGCUGGUCAGAGGAUGUGAUGUGAACGCGAGGGAUGACUGUGGAUACAGCGCCCUGCAUCUCUCCUCGGAGCAUGGCUACACGGAGCUGGUAAAGCUGCUGCUCCAGAGUGGCGCUGCGGUGGACUACCGCCCUGAUACUGGGGAGGAGUUCCCGAGGACCACGCUCUGUGACGAGCCUCUGAGGCUGGCUAUCAGGAACAAGCAUUAUGAGGUAGCCCGCCUCCUCCUGGAACACGGCGCGGACCCCAACAAGCGCUACUUCUUCGGCGCCGAAAUCAACCUGGUCUCCGACCCUGAGUACCUCGAGCUGCUUCUGACCUUCGGGGCCAACCCUGACUCCCGUGACCGCGCGGGCCUGACGCCGCUUAUGAAAGCUGCUAGGCAGAGGAAGGGCAUGGAAGCGGUUCUGCUCCUCAUCAGCCACGGCGCGGACGUGAACGCCAUGGCGGACGCCAGGAACGACUACCGUACGGUGUUGCACUACGCCGUGCUGAGUGGUAACACGGACGUGGUGAAUCUGCUGGUGAAGCAAGGAGCCAGGGUCAACUAUCAGUGUCCGUCGCUGAGCAAGCCCAGUGCGCUGGACUUGGCCAUACUGAAGGGGGAUGUGCCGAUGGUCCAACUCUUGUUAGCUGCUGGUGCCAGAGUAAACUCUUCCAGCUCCGUGAUUGGUUCACCUCUCCACGUGGCCUGCUCAGACAACAUCACCAACAGGAAGGAAAUAGUUCAGAUCCUUCUAGAGAGCGGAGCGGACCCGAACCUGAAGGUGUACAACGAUGAAGACGCGACGCAGCUCCGGCCGGCCCUAGCGGAGUACCUGGCCAGCAACGCCGACCCGAGCGGCGAGAUCGUGGCCAUGCUGCUGCGACAUGGCGCCAGGGUAAUCAUGAAGACUCAGUUCCGUGACCCGGAUGGCAUCCUAAACCACCUCCAGAACGUAACCGCGGAAGAAUACGAGCACAUCUUCUACCAGCUUCUAGAAGCAGCCGAGGCCUUCGAUCUCUGCAUGAUAAAGAGAAAUAGCAUUCUCAAUCCUGUUCAAAAACAAACCCUAAUCGAACGAGCUAAGACACCCAUUUCCUUGCUCGCUCAAACUAGAAUCUUCUUUCGUAGGCAGUUAGGCAAUUUGCUCGUUGAAAUAGCCCCUAAGUUCGAAAUACCGAAAACCCUGCACCAUUAUUUGCUGUUUAAGUGCAGUUAAAGAUAUUUUUGUAGUUUUAUUGGAUUUUUUAAUUCGGCACAAGAUUUCCUUGGCCUUUUGUCGGUGUUGCCAGAAAAAGCUAGUUUCCCCUGAUUGUGGGGAUUGAUUGGAUUGCGAGGACCGUGAAAAGGAACGGUUAAGUAUUGGAAAAUAUAUUUUUGUAUUCUAUAAGUCUAUUAUUCUAUUAUAUUAUAUGUUUGACACUUACGUCAAUUGUCCUGUUUUAUCGCUGUUUGUUUAU